Messenger RNA from Clonostachys rhizophaga, 1011 nucleotides. The record is from the annotation of a GenBank genome assembly. NCBI's taxonomy places the organism in Eukaryota, Fungi, Ascomycota, Sordariomycetes, Hypocreales, Bionectriaceae.
AUGUUGCCCUCAUCGGUGCGGCGCGUGAUUACCGCGGCGCCCCAGGCCAGCGGUUUGGCCGCAACCCUCGUAUCAUCAGCCCCCAAAGCCGCCGCUUCGGCUCCCUUCAUAAGCCACAACCAUCAGCGGAGGUUCUCUUCGUCGAAACCUUCGAGAUCAGAUAAUGGAGCGAGUGAUCUACCGGCGGGCCAGUCCGUCCCCGCAUCCUCGGGUUCCUCUCGGGGCCAGGGCAAGGCAGGGGGUGAGAAGAGGAAGCGCAAGGCUGCCGAGCGUGACCCAACUUUGAAGAACCUGCCGAGCGUUCCUAACACGCAUCAUAUGUCUGGAGAAGCUCUGGGACUUUCAAGUUUCUUUUCUCUGCACCGACCGAUCUCUAUCACCCAAACCAUGCCUCGGGCUGUAACAGACGAGCAGUUUGCUUCCAUCUUCGCGUCUCGAUCGAAAUCGAACACCGUUUCCGAGACUAUGUCUACACUGUCAAAUACCAUCGACCAGUUGGAAGGACCCAUGGCACAGAUGACUAUCAACACGCAACAAGAAGGCCACGGCGAUGGGGUGCACCGCAUGGAUUUUAAGAACCCCGACGGAAGCGAGGCCAGCAUCUAUCUUGAGGUGGACGCCAUGUCUGGAGACUUCCUCCCAUUCCGCCCCCCUCCUCUGCCUCAACCACAGUCCGCCGCCGAAUCCACGCCUGUCGUAGAGGCCGAGCCUGCUGAGGAUGCUCAGCAUCACCGCGUGUACAAGGCCAUGUUCACGAUCGAGGAGGCCACCGAGCCCGACGGCCAGAUCAGGAUUGUUGCCCACAGCCCCCGCAUCAUCCAGGAUGCGCAGCCCAGAAGUUUCCUCGAGCGACUUGCUCGACGUCAGCUCAAGUUCGACGAGGCUCAGGGCCAACGGGAUAUGCACGCCAUCAGUGUCAAGAGACAACGAAAGUUGAAGAUGAAGAAGAAGAAGUACAAGAAGCUCAUGAAGCGGACGAGGAACCUUCGCCGCAAGCUUGACAGGACAUAG